Messenger RNA from Elaeis guineensis (African oil palm), 915 nucleotides. RefSeq lists its product as uncharacterized. The record is from RefSeq and is a predicted model, not a curated record. Lineage: Eukaryota; Viridiplantae; Streptophyta; Magnoliopsida; Arecales; Arecaceae.
CUCACCCUUCACCGUUAUCCCCUGUUUACCCGAUGGAGAAACUAGACCUACGGCGGUGACCACAAAAAAACGCCUAUAUACGGGCAUCAUGACCGUCACACGCUGUGGCUAAGGCUAAAAACAACCAUGGAAAGGCUAAGCCUCUACUCGGUGUUCCCCCUUCUGACGCUGCUCCUCCCGUCCGCGAUGAUCGGAUUGCACUGCUCUGAUCCGGCCCCGAUGCCGUGGCCGGAGAGAUUUCACGCGCUUCUGUACAUGAAUCUGACGGCCACCGGUGAGCUAAUGGUGACGGACAUCUGGUACGACUUGCCGCGGGGUCGGAACGUCCACCUGAUGCAAAGGCAGUUGGACGACCUCCUAUACAACGUGGAGUGGGAGAACGGCACGUCCUUCUACUACACACUGGGCUCCACCCGCUACUGCCACCCUAAGCAGUGGGGGAUCGGGCUCCCACGGCCGGACUGGCUGGCCGACUCCACCUACCUCGGCCGCCGGUACACCGACGGGUUCUUGUGCCACGUCUGGACCAAGCUGGACUUUGUGUGGUACUACGAGGACGUGGACACCCGGAGGCCCGUCCGAUGGGACUUCUUCGAUGGAGUAACUAAUUACGUGAUGACAUUCGAGCCAGGUGCAUCGCUUAAUGACUCACAAUUGUGGCAGGCACCAUCCCAUUGUUUCAGCAGCGGCGAAGAUGACGGCAAUGACCAUGGCAACAAACAUGAUGUACAAGGUGCACAUGAAAGCAAUCCAAAGGGACUAGACAUGAAAGCUAUUUUUGAUCUUAACUUUAGGAGACUCAUUUGAUGUUGAGCUUUGAAUCACCAGGAGACUUUGUAUUCAUCAUUUGGUUUCUAAAAAGUGAGAGACAUAUUUGUAACAUUAAGUUUUUAUAUGUUUCUAAAAUUUAGCCAA